AGGCUUGGGACCAAUGGUAUUCUGGGUUCUUCGCUGGAGUCUUUGUCCCCGUUGAAGAACUUGCCCACUACGACAAUCACUCCACUGAGGCGUGCCUCUGAGAAUAUAGAUCCUGCUGCGGCAUCAAUUUGUUGUCCACAAUGUAUGCAGAGCUGCGAGCAAGAAGUGGCAGAAAUGUUGAAAGAAACUGAGAAACCUGAUACUGAACUCAAAUCAGAGUCAGCUCGACCGUCCCUUCCACAGUGGUUACAGAAUGCUAAAACUAAUAAUGAUAACGCCAAAGUAACGGAUCAGGCACAGAGUAACAACCAGGAAGGGAAUGUGAAGAAGAGGACUCAAGAAAUACAGAAGAAAUGGCUUGAUGCCUGCUCGAGUUUACAUCCUAAAUUUCAUCAGCUAAAUGGGAGCACAGAGAGGCUUAAUCCAACUCCUUUGUCAAUGACGGGCCUGUACAAUGUGAACUUGCUGGGGCGCCAAUUCCAACCCAAAAUACCUCUGAAUAAAAACUUAGGAACCUCUUUGCAAUUGAGCUCAAAUCCAAUGUCCAUCCACCCACCAGAGCCUGUAGUGAGCCAGCAGCAAAGUCCAGUAACAACCGACCUGGUCCUUGGGCAAACAAAGGCUGCUGAAGAAACACACAAAGAAAGCAUUAAUGACUUCUUGAGCUGCCUCUCUUCUGAGUCACAAGACAAGUUCGAUGAAUUGCAGAGCAAAAAACUACUCGAUGCGGACUCAUUCAAGAAGCUCCUGAAAGGCCUGACAGAAAAGGUGUGGUGGCAGCAGGAUGCAGCGUCAGCAGUGGCCACCACAGUGACCCAAUGCAAACUGGGGAAUGGAAAAAGACGAUCCAAGGGUGACACGUGGUUACUGUUCGUGGGCCCUGACAGAAUUGGCAAGAAGAAAAUGGCAGCAGCUCUUUCUGAGCUGGUAUCUGGGUCCAACCCAAUAAUAGUACCUCUGGCCCAACGCCGCGGGGAGGGAGGAGACUCUGAUGCCCCUCAUCUCCGUGGAAAAACGGCACUCGAUCGAAUAGCAGAGGCCAUCAGAAGGAACCCACUUGCUGUCAUCGUGCUCGAGGACAUUGAUGAAGCCAAUAUCCUUCUUCGCGGUAGCAUAAGAAGAGCCAUGGAACAAGGGCGGUUCCCGGAUUCUCACGGCCGUGAAAUCAGUCUUGGAAAUGUCAUGUUUAUCCUCACUGCUAAUUGGUUGCCGGAGGACCUCAGAUACCUUUCCAACGGGUCUCCACUGAACGAAGAAAAGCUUGAAAAUUUAGCGAAAGGAGGGUGGCAACUGCGCAUAUCAGUGGGUAAGAGAGCAUCAAAACGAAGACCCAGUUGGCUAUCCGAUGAAGACAGGUCCUUGAAGCCCCGGAAGGAGGCCAAUUCAGGGUUGUCGUUUGAUCUUAAUGAAGCUGCUGAUGAUGCAGAGGACGACAGGGGAGAUGGGUCACUCAAUUCAAGCGACUUCACAGUGGAACAUGAAGACAACAAUCACCAUGUCUCAGCAAUACCUCGCGAGCUGUUGGAUUCUGUGGACGAUGCCAUCGUCUUCAAGCCCUUGAAUUUUGAUAUCAUUCGGCGAAAUUUCUCCGCUUCCAUCGCCAAGAGGUUCUCGGCGGUGGUGGGGAAUGGGGUGUCGAUUGAAGUGCAGGAGGAGGCUCUUGACAAGAUCACCAGCGGAGUGUGGUUGGGCCAAACCACCAUUGAUGAAUGGAUGGACAAAGUGUUGGUUCCCAGUUUCCACCAACUGAAAAAGAAUAUGAAUUCAAAUACACAUGACCAUGAUGAGUCUUCCAUGCUGUUUAGGCUCGAAGACGACGGCUACUCCGAUCGCUGUGCCUCUCAAGAAUGGCUGCCUGCUGCUGUGAGAGUGGUGGCGGAAUAGUGUUCAAACUUCAAACACUGCUCAAUGGUCAUAUCCGUUUUGUUGGUGGUAGAAAUGUAAAUACAAACACUUUGGCACGGAAAAGUCAAAGCCGCUUAGUAGAACCAAGAAAAACCGUUACAAGGCUUGUCGGGGGUGUCAAUUUUUUUUCCCUUAGAAAAAGAUUAAUUAAUUUUUGCGUUAUAAACUUUAUAUUGUUUUUUUUUUCCUUUUGUAAGAAUAGGUAUAUUUAUUAAUUAAACUGAGAAUGAUCAUUAUAUUAAUAAAAGGGAGCAUUAAUUCCUGUUUUCCCCCUUUCA
Molecule: messenger RNA, 2183 nt
Organism: Cajanus cajan (pigeon pea)
Lineage: Eukaryota; Viridiplantae; Streptophyta; Magnoliopsida; Fabales; Fabaceae
Source: RefSeq, a predicted model, not a curated record